AUGCCUUUCCUUGAUGUGAGAGGCAAGAAGCUGUUCUACGCUCGCGUAGACGCUGAGACAGAGCCCAAGACUUCUGACCCAGUACUGGUAUUCAUCCAUGGCCUGGGAUCAUCUCAUUCGUUUUACAUACCUGUGAUGCACAGUCUUGCAGCUGCUGGAUAUAGCUCAGUUGCCUUGGAUGUCUAUGGAAGUGGCCAAUCCGAGUUGUCACCCGGAGUCGAAGCUCCCACAUUCGAAACUAUUGCUAGUGAUGUCGAAGAGUUACUGAAAGGGCUCAAAAUUCCCUCUGAAAAUGUUGUUGCUGCUGGGCACUCGAUGGGUGGUAUUAUUGUGCCCAUCCUAGCCUCCAAGUGUCGCCUACGCGGAGCUGUCCUUAUUGGACCUGUGUUGCCCAAGCCUGCAAUGGCAGAUAUCUUCAAUGCUCGUAUUGAGACAGUCAAAAAGGAUGGAAUGGAGCCAAUGGCCAAAACUAUUCCUUUCGCUGCUACGGGCUCAAAAGCAACCUUGACUCACAAGGCGUUUAUCAGGACUCUCUUACUAUCUCAGAAGCCAGAUGGUUACAACGCGUUGUGCCAGGCCAUUGCAAAGGCGGAGCUGCCUGUGUAUUCCAACCUCAAGUGUCCAGUGCUGGUUUUGGCUGGCGAGGAAGACAAAACAAGUCCUGUGCCUGAUGCGCAUAAAAUUAUAAACGAAUGGGGAUGUGAUGGCUCGGCAAAGAGUAUCCAUGUUUUGCCUGGAGUAGGACAUUGGCACUGCAUAGAGGCACCAGAGGAAGUAGGGGCCAAGAUUGAGGAGUUUAUCUCCAAUUUGUCUUAG
Fusarium graminearum PH-1 is the source of this 816-nucleotide messenger RNA. RefSeq lists its product as uncharacterized. The transcript has 4 exons. The record is from RefSeq and is a predicted model, not a curated record. NCBI's taxonomy places the organism in Eukaryota, Fungi, Ascomycota, Sordariomycetes, Hypocreales, Nectriaceae. The coding region runs from base 1 to 816 and encodes 271 amino acids.